AUGAGCUCCAGCGUCCGAUCCGGCGUUUCGAGCCGCACCAGCGUCCGCCAAACGACGAGAACAUCGACCGCGCGCCACGGUAUACGCGCCGGCGCAGCGUCGCCCGCCGGCUCCCUCGCCUCCACCAUGGGCAUCGGCACGAAGCGCAAGGAGCGCGACUACGAGCUCGACACGGGCUCCCGCAUGAGCACCUUUGGCGGCGAGGAGACCAACAUUAAUGUUGUGGUCCGCUGCCGCGGUCGCAGCGCGCGCGAGGUCAAGGAGAACAGCGCCGUCGUCGUCAAGGCCGACGGCGUCAAGGGCAGCCAGGUCGACCUGUCCAUGGGGCCCAACUCGCUGAGCAACAAGACAUAUUUGUAUGAUCGCGUUUUCUCGCCCGCGGCAGACCAGGAAAUGGUCUUUGACGACACGGUCCGACCGAUCCUCGAGGAGAUGCUCUCCGGCUAUAACUGUACAAUUUUCGCGUACGGACAGACGGGCACAGGAAAGACGUACACAAUGUCCGGCGACAUGACGGAGACGCUGGGCAUGCUGUCCGACGAGGCCGGCAUCAUCCCGCGCGUGCUCCAACAGCUCUUUAGAAAGCUUGAACUUGACGACACUGAGCACUGCGUCAAGGUGUCGUUUAUCGAGCUGUACAAUGAAGAGUUGCGCGAUUUGCUCUCCAUCGAAGAGACCGCCAAACUCAAAAUCUACGACGACGCGUCACGAAAAGGUCAUGCCGGCACCAUGGUGCAGGGCAUGGAGGAGAAGCAUAUCAAAGAUUCAAGCGAAGGCAUCAGGGUGCUACAAGAUGGCAGCUUGAAGCGCCAGGUCGCCGCCACCAAAUGCAACGAUCUCAGCUCGCGAAGUCACACCGUAUUCACUAUCACCGCCUAUGUGAAAAAGGUCAACGAAAACGGCACCGAAGAUCUUAUCAGCGCCGGCAAGCUGAAUCUCGUCGAUCUUGCCGGCAGUGAAAACAUUCAGCGCUCGGGGGCCGAGAACAAACGUGCUGCUGAGGCUGGCCUCAUCAACAAAUCGCUUCUGACUCUUGGCCGCGUCAUCAACGCCCUCGUCGACCGCAGUGCGCAUAUCCCCUACCGAGAAUCAAAACUCACGCGACUCCUUCAGGACUCCCUUGGUGGGCGAACAAAAACGUGCAUUAUUGCCACAAUCUCACCAUCAAAAAGCAACUUGGAAGAAACGAUAUCAACACUCGAAUAUGCUUUCCGCGCGAAGAACAUCCGGAACAAACCACAACUCAACGCCAUACCAAAAAAGACACUACUAAAGGAAUUCACCGCUGAGAUCGAAAAAUUAAAGAGCGAAUUGAUAUCCACCAGACUACGGAAUGGCGUUUAUUUGUCCAACGAAAUGUACGAGGAUAUGACGGCAGAAAGCGAGUCGCGAAGAAUCGUGGCCGAGGAGCAAGGCGCCAAGAUUGAAACUCUCGAGACGAAUCUGCGCAACAAAACACAGGAGCUGUACUCUUUAAAUACUUCGUUUAUGGGACUGAAGAAAGAUCACGACGGCACCCGAUCGCAGCUCGACAGUACAAAGGGACUUCUUCAUGAGGUAGAGAUGGUGCUCAAGAUGACACACAAGUCACUUGCCGAGGAGACUGAGCUCCGAAAAGCUCACGAGGCUACGGAAGAAAAGCUGACCAAGAUUGGCGGCGAACUCAUCCACAAGCUCCAGCGGACAGUCAAUGACGUUAGUGGACUGCAUGCGAAGAAUAAGCGAAAAUCGGAUCUGCAAUCCAUCAAUAGAGCUACCUGGGGCACGUCACAGAUUCAAGUUUCUGAUGUAACGUCCAUGGUUGAGCGCCGCGUUGCCGACUUUCAAGACGAGCAGCGCGACCACAUCUCCAGCAUCUCAACACGUAUGACUGCUUUUGUCGACGAAGAACUCCAGAAGCUGUCAACGACACAAAGCUUCCUCGAUGAGCAGCUCAAUGCCUUUGCUGACUCUAAGAAGCUCCUGCUGGAACAGAAACAAAAAUCCAAGGAUGAGAUGGACGAGGUACUCGAAGAAAUUAAUGUGAUUCGCGACAGCGUGAAGGAGCGUGUCGGCGAGAGCUUACAGGUCAUCUCUGGUGCCGCAGAAAAGAUUGCUUCCGAUGUCAUUGCCGAGAUGGGUGAUCUGCAUACACACCUGCACAACUCGUAUGCUUCCUUGGGCAAAGACUUCAAAUCUAUCUUUGAAGACCUUCUUAAACACAUCACGGCCCAGCGUAGCGAGUCGGAUGGCCUUCGACGCCAGCUCCAAAGUGCCACGAACGCGGCCGUUCUGCAGAGCUCCAGCACCUCGCUACGUAUCCAAGAAGUCAUCGCCGAAGAGCGACGACAAGCCGCAGAGGAUCGCCAAAAGCUGCUUUCCCAGAUCACGACACUGAUCAACACGCAGGCUGAGACACAGGAAUCAAGAUUCGCCGACAAGGCCUCGCAGAUCCAAAAAUCGGUCACCGAAUCCAGCGCCACUCUGGAAGGUGCCGUCACUCAAUACAAUGAAGGCAUGGAAUCGUGGGACGAGAAAGAAGGCGAGCUUCUGGAAGAAGUCAAGAAGUCUCGAGAACAACUCAAAACAAAGCUCAAGGAUGAUUGGACUACCGCCAGCGAGCAUAGCACGGCGAUUCAGAACACAGCCAAGUCGGUGCAUGCUGAGACUGUGCGUGUCGUCGACGAGCAGGUCGAGGAUCUCGGAUCCAAGAUGCACGCGCUUGAUGACUUUGUCACGCACGCUCGCACUGAAAACACAACGCACCACGAGAGCCAUGGACAGUCGGUGCAGGCACUGUCCAACACUGUCGAGCAGUCAUUCAGCAACAUCUCGUCGCACUUCAAGUCUACGUUUGACAGGAUCAGGAAUGUUGGCGAGGAAAUGGAACUGGACACCAGCGAUAUGCGUGAAGCUCUGGAGCCGCUCGAUUCGCAGCUUUGCCAGCCGCUGACAAACCUGCGCGAGGGCAUUUCUAGUGCCACCCUUCAGGAGUACCAGCCCACGGGUGACACGCCCCAAAAGGCGGUCUACCAAUUCCCAACCGUCUUGCCGCGAACCAAUAACAUUGCCGAGGGCACAAACAUCGAGGAGGAAGACAAGAGUAUGCCGGCCUCGCCGUUGGUGGUGGAUCGCUCUACGGACCAGGACCAGACCAUUGUCUUUGCCGACCUGUCGCCGCAGUCGCAGCCACCGGCCCCUUCUACUAAGCUCGGCAUGAGCCUGCGCGAAGUCAACCCCAACGUCACGUCAAACCUGACGGCGCCCGCACCCCUAGGCUUUGAGCCCCGCGCGAGCAGCAUCAUGUCGAUGCCUGCGGCGGCGGCGGCGGCGGCGGAGAAUACGACGAUGCCUCUGUUUAAACGCAGCACUAGGAAUGUGCGUGGCGUGGCAGGUAUCAAGAGACCUGCCGUCACGGCAGAGGGACGCGAAAACUAUCCGCCCUCGGCACUGACAGCCGGUGGUGGCUCCAAGAGAAAGAGCCCACGACUUAAAUAA
Akanthomyces muscarius is the source of this 3477-nucleotide messenger RNA. RefSeq lists its product as uncharacterized. Gene Ontology annotation, molecular function: microtubule binding; ATP binding; plus-end-directed microtubule motor activity. The transcript has 2 exons. Gene Ontology annotation, biological process: mitotic spindle assembly; microtubule-based movement. Gene Ontology annotation, cellular component: spindle microtubule; nucleus. Lineage: Eukaryota; Fungi; Ascomycota; Sordariomycetes; Hypocreales; Cordycipitaceae. Bases 1 to 3477 code for a protein of 1158 amino acids. The record is from RefSeq and is a predicted model, not a curated record.